AUGAAUGAAUGGGGGAGGAGUCUGGUGGUGCGGAAACAAAACUUUGACAAGAGACAUUCCACACGGAAGAAGAGGGAGCGAUCAGCGGGACCAGGCCGGGAGCAGAUCAGCGGGACCAGGCCGGGAGCAGAUCAGCGGGACCAGGCCGGGAGCAGAUCAGCGGGACCAGGCAAGGAGCAGAUCAGCGGGACCAGGCCGGGAGCAGAUCAGCGGGACCAGGCCAGGAGCAGAUCAGCGGGACCAGGCCGGGAGCAGAUCAGCGGGACCAGGCCGGGAGCAGAUCAGCGGGACCAGGCCGGGAGCAGAUCAGCGGGACCAGGCCGCAGCAGAUCCGCGGGACCAGGUCGCAGCAGAUCCGCGGGACCAGGCUGCAGGGGCAGGAGACCCAGAAACGCCCACACGAGCUAA
Messenger RNA from Knipowitschia caucasica, 408 nucleotides. NCBI's taxonomy places the organism in Eukaryota, Metazoa, Chordata, Actinopteri, Gobiiformes, Gobiidae. The record is from the annotation of a GenBank genome assembly.